Salvelinus namaycush (lake trout) is the source of this 6570-nucleotide messenger RNA. It is a transcript of the gene tnrc6b, whose product is annotated as trinucleotide repeat containing adaptor 6B. Lineage: Eukaryota; Metazoa; Chordata; Actinopteri; Salmoniformes; Salmonidae. The coding region runs from base 332 to 6415 and encodes 2027 amino acids. Gene Ontology annotation, molecular function: nucleic acid binding. Gene Ontology annotation, cellular component: nucleoplasm; P-body. The record is from RefSeq and is a predicted model, not a curated record. Gene Ontology annotation, biological process: miRNA-mediated post-transcriptional gene silencing; positive regulation of nuclear-transcribed mRNA poly(A) tail shortening. The transcript has 22 exons.
AAAAUGGCCGACCGUCAACCAACUGACUUUCCAGCGCUUUAAAAACGAAUUCUUCUGCACAUUAGCUAGGUUUACAUUAUCAUAGUACUUACUUAGAAAUCAAGAGCACCAACAAGUAUAUUUCUUUGUUAGCCACAUAACGUUACCUCAUUAUUCGUUUAGGGGCUGCUGAUUUUCAAGUAGCCUCGAAUGACAAAAAAAAAAAACGAGGAUUUCGCACUGAAGCACUUCAGUCACAGAUGAAAGAGGAAAUAAUCUUAGCUUUAGUUAGCUAGCUCUAUUUCAUAUGUGAUUCCUGAGAAAGGAGUAUCAGGAAAGGGAACAGUAGUUCAUGGAAGACAAGAAAAGGAAGAAAGACGACAAAAGGAAAAGGGAAGCAUCUCAGAAGGUUGCAGAGCAAAAAAACAAAGUGCCAGAAUUGACCAAGCCCUUGUCCACCCAGUCUCCUGUUGCCCCCAGCUCUGCUUCCCCCAGCCCUGGACCCACCCCCUCGGCAUCCUCCUCCCCUGCCACCGCGGCUGCAGGCGGCGCCCCCCCUCAGGGCGGGAACAAUGCGAAGCGGCCGGCGGUGGCCAGCGGACAGCCCCCCACAGCAGGCACCCAGGCCCCCCAGCGCUACAUGCCCCGCGAAGUGCCCCCGCGAUUCCGCUGCCAGCAAGACCACAAAGUGCUACUGAAGAGGGGCCAGCCGCCGCUGUCCUCCAUGCUACUGGGUGGAGGGGGCGGAGGGGGAGACGGCCCCAACGCAACCAUGGCUGCUGCCUCAGAUUCCAGUCCAGGCUAUGUGGGUCCAGCUGCACCCUCACUGCCCCUCACCUCAUCAUCCUCUUCAUCAUCAAUUGCUGCUUCUUCUACUUCUUCAAAUUAUGCAAAUUCCAUGUGGGGGACGGGCUCUGGCAGCCUGCCCUCCUCUCAGGGCAGGGAGAAGGUCAUCGUGGACGGCUCGGACCUCGAGGAGUGGCCUAGCAUCGCCCAUGGUGACGGGAGUGGAGGAGGUGGAGCUUCAGGGCCAGGAAGCGGUAGUGAGUCGUCGGGGGAGGGAGGUGGUGGAAUGCCGAACAGCUGUGCCUCAUGGAAAGGUGGUGAUCCUGGCAGUCCUUCACCCACUUCCUCGUUCUCAAUGUCCAAUGAAUGUAUGCUGUCCGGCAGUGUGGUGUGGGGGUCUGCUGCCUCACAGGGUCCUGUAGAAGGGAAUGCAGCCCCAGGGACGUCAUUGCCACCCAUUCCCAAAUCCUCCCCUCUGCCAGUGGGCCCUGAUGGCUCCCUUGGUGGCAGUGGGGGGAUCCCUGGUGCCAACUUCAACCCAAAUGCCAACCCUACCGCCUGGCCUGCCCUAGUGCAGCAGGAUGGAGCUGGGGCAGCUUCCUCUGAAGGGGCCCCCCCCUCUUCCUUCCUCCAGAGCCAGGUUGGGUCUCUGUCUGCCAACAACCCUCCCCCGGCCCUGGGGAACCAACCUCUAGCUUUGAAUCAAUCUGCUCAUCAGCACCAACUUCACCAAAUGCAACCCAGAGACAGAGAGCACCAGUCGGACGGGGGCUGGGGUGGAGCGGCACUGGAGACCGGAGCAGGACCAAAAAACGUGGGGACAGGGGAGGGAGCCAAUAUAGACUGUGGGGGAGGAGGCAACGGGGGAGACAAUCUCUCUGCUUCCCAAACCUCUUCCUCCUGGGGAGGCCAGCCUUUCCCCGCUGCUAACUCCAAAACGGGUGCGUCAAGGACUGAUGGUUGGGAAGGGGGAGCUGCUGAGGGUGAUGGAGGCUCGCGGUGGGGGUACAGCGCUCAGGGGGGUAAUGGAGGGAAAGCCUGGGGCGCUGGAAGUGGGGGUAACACUCAGACCGCCGGGGUAUCUCAGGGAGGGUGGGGAGGAGGAGAGCGAGGGUCUUCAGUUGGAGACUGGGGAGGUAAUUCAGGUGGGAUGGGUGGAAGUGGUGGAGUUGGCAAUUCAGGAGGGGAGGCUGGUGGUGGUGUCGGCGGCCGCAGCAGUAGCAGCAGCAGCAGCGGGGGCAGCAUCGGCAACCCCCCUGCCGCCGCCUCUUCUCCCAAAUCAUCCACCACUACGACAAGAGCUUUGGACAAUCAGAAGGGAGUUGGAGUGGGGGACGGAGGGGCAGAGGGGGACACAGGGGAGUGGGGGGGGGGCCGGGCUGGAAGAGGUCAUUCUUCAUCCAGCGGUGGAGGAAACUCCAGAGGUGGCGGCAAUCACAAUCAACACCAUGGGUAUGGCCACCACCGGUAUUCCCACCCCCCACCACCCAACCCUGAAGUGGCCUUACAGGCAAUGCUCAGCCGCAAUGACCUGGACCCGCGCGUCCUCUCCAACACGGGCUGGGGCCAGACCCAGAUCAGACAGAACGUGGCCUGGGACCUAGAACCAGGAAAAGGAGGUUCUGGGUUGUCUGCUUCAUCCAAAAACUCUCCACCUCCCAUUGGUCCGUCUUCUCAGUACUCCACUGGCUCUGCUACAACUACUGAUUCUCCUUCCCUUCUCCCUGGCUCAGCUCCCAACCUGAACUCCAAUCCUUCCCUGGGGACCUCUGGUGGCUCUGGGGAAGGCUGGGAGAGUGGUGGUAACAGCAGCAGCGGUUGCAGCAACUCCCUACCCAACCGAGGACCACCUCACCCGGGAUCCAACAUGAGGAAUCCUUCUGGUAUCACACAAUCUGCGUCAAUGACCACUGGAGCAGGUAUGGGAGGAGGAGGAGGCCUUGGACCAGGCCAGGGGAAGCCUACAGGAGGCUGGGGUGGGGUAGGACCAGGGGAGAGCCAAGGAAAAGGAUGGGGGAACGAAGGAUCAGAGUGGGGUGGAGGGAGGGAACAGCGAGAGGCCAAAUCAAGCAUUGGAGGAGGAGGAGGAUGGGGAGAGGAAAGGAAAGGUGGGGGAGACUCAGAAGUCGGUACGUGGGGUAGCUGGGACGAGGGAGCCCCGAGGAGAGCCUGGGGGGCAGGAGGUACAUGUGGAGGAGGGGCAGGUGUGGACAUGGGAGGCAACAAACCCCACCAGGGGCGUUGGGGUGGAGGGGGGGGUGGGAAAAUGCACCCGUCACAGAUGCCAAACAGCCAGACAGCCUCUCUGAAAGGCCCCAUGGCACAAAAGCAGCAGCACCAAUCACAGCCCCAGCAGCAGCCGCUACCGCAGCAAGCGCUGGACCCAGGGGACAUGCAAGGAGGAGGGGGCUGGGGGAGACCAUCGGGCCCCCAGGCCCAAAACCAAAGCAGCUCAGGCUGGACGGCCGGACCCAUCCCCAGCGGUCCUAAUGAAGGGGAGGGGCCGCAGUCCAGCGGGUGGGAGGAACCUUCACCACAAUUCAUUAGCAGGAAGAUGGACAUUGACGAUGGGACGUCGGCUUGGGGAGACCCCAGCCAGUUUAAUAACAAGGCUGUCAACCUGUGGGAGAAGAACGGCGUUCCCGCUGGUCAGCAGCUGCCAAUGCACGGCCAGGGGCCAGGACCACCGGCCCAACAGCAGCAGCCUGGGCCUCCAGCUCUACAGCAGCAACCUGGGCCUGGGAGGCAGCCCACUGGGAUGGGAGGCAGGGACAUCAACCCUGGCCAUGGACCUGGAUCUGGGAAAGCUCCAGGGAUGGCGCCAUCGUCUGGCUGGGAUGGUGGCUCUCCCUCAGACCCCCCGGUGGACAACGGCACCGCAGCCUGGGGGAAGCCCACUGAGACCCCCACCGGCUGGGGAGACCCUGGGGAGGAACCUGGGAAGAACACCUCUGGCUGGGGAAACCCCUCACCCAACCCCAUCAAAUCUGCAGGUUCAAAGUCUAUGCAAGAAGGAGGCUGGGGUGAGGGAGACCAGGGCUCGGUGGCGGCCUCGCGUCACUCCAGCUGGGAGGAAGAGGAGGAGGGAGGAGCAGGGGUGUGGAACAGUGUUGGGUCCCAGGGCAGCAGCUCCUCCUACAACAGUGGGGGCUGGGGCCAAGGUCACGGGGGCAAGAAGCCCAACAACAAGGCUCCCCUGAAGAGUGGAGGAGGAGACUCCUGGAUGAACCCCAUGAACAAACAGUUCUCCAACAUGGGGCUCCUGGGGGAUGAUCCUAGUGGGCGGCCUCUGGACUUGGCUCCUGGUCCUCCUCAGGAUAAGAAGAUGGAAGGAGAGAAGCGAGGGAUGGGUCUGAAUGACUACAAUGGAGAGAUGCGUAAAGGAGGGCAGAGAGCCAUGGGAGGAGGAGGGAUGGUCUACCGUUCACCUGGUUCCAAAGAGAUGGGGCUUGGCGACCCUGGGCCUUACUAUGACAAGGGUGGUCAUAACAUGUUUGGCAGCAGUGGUGGUGGGAUGCCCCCGUCCAGACACCAGCCCGGUGUGCCACCCAUAAACCCGUCCGCAGGGAUACGAGCACAAGUGCCUCAUCAGUUCCUGUCACCUCAGGUGCCAGGUUCUGUGCUGAAGCAGAUGCCGCCUCCCAACGUGGGUGGAGUCGGAGGUGUGGGUGGGGUGGGGGGUGUAGGAGGGGGCGUGUUCCCCCCUCAGCUGUCCCCCCAGCACAUCGCCAUGCUGAGCAGCAUCUACCCCCCGCACAUCCAGUUCCAGCUGGCCUGCCAGCUUCUCCUCCAGCAGCAGCAGCAGAACCCCCAGCAGCAACAGCUCACCUCACCACAGCAGCUCCAACAGCUCCUACAGAACCAGAGGAAGUUCCCCCAAAACCCACGCCAGCAGGCCGACCCACAACAGUUGGCCAGGAUCGUGGCUAUUCUCCAGCAGCAGAGGCAACAGCAGCAGCAGGGCGUCGGCGGGGUGGGAGUGGGCUCCAAACUGUCCCCCUCUCACCUGGGAGGGGGAGGCCCAAAACUGCCUAUGGCAGACUCCCUGCCCCAUCCAGGCAUGGGGGGCUCUGUGGACCUGCACCAGAAAACACAGGGCUACUCUGGGUACAGUGGAGGAGUGAACAUGUCUGGUCUGGACAUGGGGGGCUCGGUGGUGGGGGGCCCAGGGGGCAUGAAGGAUGUGGGGGGGCAGCAAUCCCGCUUCAAAUGGAUGAUGGAGGGUCAUUCUCCUGCCCCCUCUCUUCCUGAGAGCCUCCACAAAAACGGUCCUAUGUCCACCCCUAUGAGGAGGGGUGGCUCGCCAUACUCCCAGUAUGACAUGAUGGGAGGGGAGGGGCUAGGUAUGCCCACACAGGGGGACAACUGGCACCGUACUCCUGGGAACAAGAUGAGCUCCAAGCCCCAGGGCACAUCCAGCUGGCCUCCUGAGUUCCAGCCCGGCGUGCCCUGGAAGGGGAUCCAGAGCAUCGACCCCGAGUCUGAUCCCUACAUGACCCCAGGGAGCAUGAUGGGAAUCCCUGGGCCGUCCAGCCUCAAUGACACAGAGCACCAGUUGCUAAGAGACAACACAGAACCCAACCCCUCCCUGAACACCUUGCUGCCUUCACCUGGUGCCUGGCCCUACAGUGCCUCAGACAGCCCCCUCAACAACGCACACAACUCAGCAAAUUACACAGAGUAUAAGACCAGCUGGCCCCCUGAGCCCAUUGGACACAACAAGAUGUGGAAGACCAAUCGCAACCAACAGUCCCAGCAGCUGCCACGCCCACCCCCGGGACUCACCAAUCAGAAGCAGGCCUCGCCGUCCCGUGGCCCAUGGCAGGCCCGUGGCUGGGGCAGCUCGAGUGGGAUCCAGGAAACCAGAUAUGGCCCUGCAGGCUCUGCUUGGAGUGAUGGGGGGACCUCCAGAGGAAGCUGCUGGCUGGUGCUCUGCAACCUCACUCCACAGAUUGACGGCUCCACCCUCCGUACCAUCUGUAUGCAGCAUGGCCCCCUGCUGACCUUUCACCUCGGCCUGACCCAGGGCAGCGCUCUGAUUCGCUACAGCACCCCACAGGAAGCAGCAAAGGCCCAGAGCGCACUACACAUGUGUGUCCUGGGCAAUACUACCAUUUUGGCCAAGUUUGUGAGCGAAGAGGAGGUCGCUCGCUAUUUUGCACAUUCCCAGGCGGGAGGAGCAGGGUCCAGCGGAGCAGCCGGGGCCCCAGCGUCCAGCGGAGGCCAGGGGGGCCCCACAGGGACAGGCGCCAUGGGGGCCAACAGCAGCGGGGAGAGGGAACGAGACAGAACCAGAGAAGGAGAGGGAUCUGCCCCUGGAGGAGGAGGUAACGGAGGGGGAGGAGGCAGCUCGGGGCCUGUCAGCUCUGGCUGGCAGAGUUUAGACGGUACAGGAGGCUCACUGGAUCCUACCCCCACCCAGGGUCCCGGCCUGAGUAUGUUUGCCCAGUGGAGCAGCAACGGUUCUGGGGGAGGAGGGGUGGCUGGGGGUGUAGAGCCCGGCAGACAGGGUUUGUGGGGAGGAAUGGGGGGUGGAGGGUACCCCAGCAGUAGUAUGUGGGGGUCCCCUGCCAUGGAGGAUCGACACCAGAUGGGGAGUCCUGCUGCUCUGCUGCCUGGAGACCUGCUAGGAGGGGCUGAUUCUAUCUGAAUGACCACACCUAAUACAUGAACGCAUACAUUACGAAAAAACAUGCACUUACACAACUUCUCCCACACACACUCAGUGGCCAGUAUAUUAGGUACACCCAUCUAGUACCGGGUCAAACCCCCCUUUGCCUCCAGAAUUCUUCGGGGCAUGGAAAC